Molecule: messenger RNA, 2130 nt
Organism: Linderina pennispora
Lineage: Eukaryota; Fungi; Kickxellomycota; Kickxellomycetes; Kickxellales; Kickxellaceae
Product: P-loop containing nucleoside triphosphate hydrolase protein
Exons: 1
Coding region: 45-1970 (641 amino acids)
Biological process (GO): mRNA splicing, via spliceosome
Cellular component (GO): spliceosomal complex
Molecular function (GO): RNA helicase activity; ATP binding; RNA binding
Source: RefSeq, a predicted model, not a curated record
CUUAGCUUUGUCAUAUAUAAACAGACCACAGUAGUGCUUCACAAAUGGGUGACUCAGCCGAAGAUAUCGAAAAAGUUCGUGAAGAAUACCGCCGACGCCGGAGAGAGCUGGAUGCUGAGGAAAAAGGGGAUGAUCUUGGUUUGAACCUCGACGACCUCCUUGGACCCGAGGACAAGCCGGAGGAGUACAUUCCAGUCAAGCAGCGGCGUCUGGAAAAGAUCGAGGGUAUCCGGAAAAGGCUGCGGUAUUCCGAACCGCAAGACGAAGGGCGCGGCUCUGAUAACGAGGCGGAGCACUCUGAUUCAAACGAGAACAGCACGCCCAGUGGUAUGCUUGGUCCACAGGCUGGUGUCAGUCUGGUAGACCAAAUUGCCGACCUGCGGCGAAAGCACUUGAUUGACGACAAGACUGAGGAGGAAAAGCAGCGCGAGCAAGAGAAAGCAUUGCUUGAAGCGAUCGCGCGGAAAAAGCAGCUGGCGUCGGCAGCCGAGAUCGCCAAGGGCGUGGUUUAUUUGGAGUCGAUGAAGUCAACAUGGCGGCCGUUGGCUCGGCACAGGGCCCUGACGCAGGAGGAGGUGCUGGAGCGCCGGAAACUGUACCAUAUUAUUGUCGACGGUGAGGAUAUCCCACCGCCCCUAUUCACAUUCAAGGCAAUGCGAUUCCCGCAGCCUAUACUGGACUACCUGGUAGCUAAGGGCAUUACUGAACCAUCGACGAUCCAGAUGCAGGGACUGCCGGUAGCUCUGAGUGGGCGAGACAUGAUUGGUAUUGCCAGCACUGGUACCGGCAAGACGCUGGCAUUCUCGCUGCCGCUAAUAAUGCUGGCGCUGCAGGAGGAGUGCAGGAUGGGGCUCGUCAAGGGCGAGGGACCGAUUGGCCUGAUUGUGUGCCCGUCGCGUGAGCUGGCUCGGCAAACAUACGAGGGUCUGCUGGCAAUGUCGGAGGCACUGGUCAAAGGCGGGUUCCCCGAGCUACGCGCAGUGCUAGCAAUCGGCGGAAUAUCGAUGCAGGACCAGCAGUACACGCUCGACAAGGGAGUGCAUAUGGUGGUGGCCACGCCUGGACGGCUGCAGGACAUGCUGAAGCGGCGCAAGAUCAACCUAGAUCUGUGCAAGUACAUGUGCAUGGACGAGGCGGACCGGAUGAUUGAUGUCGGGUUCGAGGAAGAGGUGCGCGACAUUGUGUCGUACUUCAAGUACCAGCGGCAGACGCUGCUGUUCUCGGCCACGAUGCCGCGCAAGAUCCAGGACUUUGCGCAGUCGUCGCUGGUCCGGCCAGUGGUGGUCAAUGUCAGUCGCGCUGGAGCAGCCAACAUGGACAUUAUCCAAGAGGUCGAGUGGGUCAAGCCUGAGAUGCGCAUUAUGUAUCUGCUCGAGUGCCUGCAGAAGACGGCGCCGCCGGUUGUGAUUUUCGCCGAGAACAAGAACGAUGUGGACGACAUCCUCGAGUACCUUCUUCUCAAAGGCGUGGAGGCAGUUGCGAUUCACGGCGGCAAGGACCAGGAGGAGCGCGAGUAUGCGAUGCGGUCGUAUCGCGAGGGCAAGAAGGACGUGCUCAUUGCCACCGACGUUGCGUCCAAGGGUAUUGACUUCCCCGAGAUCAAGCACGUCAUCAACUUUGAUCUGCCCAAGGAGAUCGAGAACUACACCCAUCGGAUCGGGCGUACGGGGCGUGCCGGAAAAACCGGAGUUGCCACCACAUUCAUCAACAAUAAUUCGUCAGAGCAGGUCUUGCUUGACCUGAAGCAUUUGCUGAUUGAGGCCAAGCAGCGCGUGCCGCCAGCGCUGAUGACGAUUCACGACCCGACUGACAAGUACCGGCUCGCUGAUGGGUCGCUGGACACCAGUGUUGGGUGUGCGUUCUGUGGUGGUCUUGGCCAUCGCAUCCUGGACUGCCCCAAGCUGGCGCAGGAGAGGCGUGCUCAGCAGGCAGCACAGAGGAGAUCGGAUGGUCGCGGCGACGAUUACUGAUAGACAAGGGGUCGUGAACUAAACUCAGCGCAUUAUUUUUUCGCCCGCCUAGGAGUCUACUUCCAUAUGGCAUCAUCUCGGCUCGGCUCGCUGUUCAUGCGAAGCCGCCUUUAGAUUUUUUUGUCUCCCAUUUCGUUGUCAAAUUGCAGCUUUCCAGCCC